GACCCAUGCGAAGAAACACCCUGCUUGCCUCCAGGGUGCCCUGGGUUUCUUGGGCUUCGAUGCUUCUGCGGUGGAAUGCGCGACGCUUCCGCGCCAGACAGCAAUGGACGUCCUGGGGUCUCGGGUUUGAGCUUCUCGUGGCAUGUUUCUUGUGGACUGGCCUCCGCUGUGUGUCACAGCCGGGGCCUUCCCUGCCUCGCCCGUGCCUCCGCGCCACCGACACUCUUGCCGGGCUGGACCCCCGCGGAACGCUGACGGUGCGCAAGAGGCACGGAGGCGUCCAGCGUUUUGCGUUCCAGAAGGUGUCCGUGGGCUCCGACGAGGGGCCAGCGUCCGCGACCGCGUCCUACGCUUUCGAUCAUCCCACCGAUGUGCUUCAUGGGGCUACUUCCGAGUCACUUUACGUCGACGACGUCGACAGCAGCGCGAUGAACCUCAUCAACGGGAAAGCCCGCGAUGAUGUCAGGAAGGCGGAGGAAGCCAGGAAGGCCGCGGAGGCCAAGAAGGCCGAGGAGGCCAAGAAGGCCGAGGAGGCCAGGAAGGCCGAGGAGUCCAGGAAGGCCGCGGAGGCCAAGAAGGCAGAAGAGGCCAGGAAGGCCGAGGAGUCCAGGAAGGCCGCGGAGGCUAAGAAGGCAGAGGAGGCGAAGAAGGCAGAAGAGGCCAGGAAGGCGGAGGAGGCCAGGAAGGCCGCGGAGGCUAAGGAGGUCGCGGAGGCCAAGAAGGCCGAGGAGGCGAGGAAAGCCGCGGAGGCCAAGAAGGCCGCGGAGGCCAAGAAGGCAGAAGAGGCCAGGAAGGCCGCGGAGGCCAAGGCAACGGAGGCCAGGAGGGUCGCGGAGGCUAAGAAGGUCGCGGAGGCCAAGAAGGCCGAGGAGGCGAGGAAAGCCGCGGAGGCCAAGAAGGCCGCAGAGGCCAAGAAGGCAGAAGAGGCCAGGAAGGCCGCGGAGGCCAAGGCAACGGAGGCCAGGAGGGUCGCCGAGGCUAAGAAGGCUGCGGAGGCCAGGAAGGCCGAGGAGUCCAGGAAAGCCGCGGAGGGUAAGAAGGCCGCGGAUGCCAAGAAGGCCGAGGAGGCGAAGAAGGCCGAGGACGCCAGGAGGGCCUUGGAGGCUGAAAUCAAGGCGGCGGCGGCGGAUGCACAGGCCAAGGCAAAGGCAGAGGCAGCCGCCCAGGCGGAGGCAGCGUCGAAGGCAGCAGCAGAUGCUGCCGGACGUGGGGCUGCUGCCGUCGGCGAUCCACACUUGCAGAACGUCCAUGGUGAGCGAUUCGACUUACUGCAGUCCGGUAAGCACGUUCUGGUUCAUAUUCCGCGGGGGGAGCUUCCCGAGAAGGCGCUGCUCCGAGUAGAGGCUGAGGCUCACCGACUGGGAGGACAGUGUGCAGACAUGUAUUUCCAGGAGCUGAACAUCACAGGGGCGUGGGUGGAGGCGGCGAAGGCAGAUGGUCUCAGUCUGGUGGAGGCGAAGCAGACCAGUGGUCUCUUCUUCCAAGCUCGCGCUGGGCAGCACGACGAUUCGCAUUGGCUGAAACUUGGGAGGGUCGAGCUGAAAGUUGUCCACGGGCGUACGGAGCAGGGCCUCCUGUACUUGAAUUUUUAUGUCAAGCACCUCGGGCUCAGUGGGUUUGCUGUCGGAGGGCUGCUAGGAGAAGAUGACCACACUGAGGCAAUGACGCCUUCGGAGGCAUGUGUUGAGCGCCUUUCACUCAUUCAAAGCGCGAAUGGGAAUGAUCAUCGUGCAUUAGCCUCGGUCGCGGAGGCGAGCUUAGACUGACGGCGUGGUCCCAUCUCCAGGGCAUGUUUCUGAGUUCGCUCUCGGAGUGCGGAACGCAAUUCCCGAGUUCUCGGAGCAGAUUCGCUUCUGGACGCCUUCCGACUGCGGAGCCGAAAUAGAUCGAGAGAGGGAGGAAGAGAUAGAGACAGAGACAGACAGACAGACGGACAGACGGACAGACAGACAGGCAGACAGACAGGCAGGCAGUCAGGCAUGCAG
Prorocentrum cordatum is the source of this 1985-nucleotide messenger RNA. NCBI's taxonomy places the organism in Eukaryota, Dinophyceae, Prorocentrales, Prorocentraceae. The record is from the annotation of a GenBank genome assembly.